CUUUGUGUAAAAGAAUUAACUUAAAACCCAAGUCUAGGGUUCUUGGGAGGGAGACGAUGUCGAUCACAUUGCACACCAAUCUGGGAGAUAUCAAGUGCGAGAUCUUCUGCGACGAGGUCCCAAAGACAGCCGAGAAUUUCCUGGCGCUGUGCGCGAGCGGCUACUACGACGGCACAAUCUUCCACCGCAACAUCAAAGGAUUCAUGAUCCAAGGAGGCGAUCCCACUGGAACUGGGCGCGGAGGUACCAGCAUUUGGGGUCGCAAGUUUAACGAUGAGAUUCGCGAGUCUCUCAAGCACAACGCGAGAGGAAUCCUUGCCAUGGCCAACAGCGGACCAAACACGAAUGGGAGCCAGUUCUUCGUCACGUAUGCCAAGCAGCCCCACUUAAACGGCCUCUACACCGUCUUUGGCAAAGUCAUCCAUGGCUUCGAAGUUCUCGACCUCAUGGAGAAGACACAAACGGGUGCUGGAGAUCGUCCCUUGGCGGAGAUCAGGCUAAACAGAGUCACCAUGCACUCGAAUCCUCUCGCCGGAUGAUCCAACUUCUCCCAAACGCUUACGAGAAAACUCCAGGCUUUCCAGUUCUCGAUCUUGUCUAGAAGAUCAUCUUACUCGAUAUCACUGAGCAAAUCAAAAACUUUGGUAUUCAAGCUCCAAAAAGAUGAAA
Molecule: messenger RNA, 669 nt
Organism: Selaginella moellendorffii
Lineage: Eukaryota; Viridiplantae; Streptophyta; Lycopodiopsida; Selaginellales; Selaginellaceae
Product: peptidyl-prolyl cis-trans isomerase CYP18-1
Exons: 6
Coding region: 57-539 (160 amino acids)
Biological process (GO): protein peptidyl-prolyl isomerization; protein folding
Cellular component (GO): catalytic step 2 spliceosome
Molecular function (GO): peptidyl-prolyl cis-trans isomerase activity
Source: RefSeq, a predicted model, not a curated record